Molecule: messenger RNA, 3934 nt
Organism: Asterias rubens (European starfish)
Lineage: Eukaryota; Metazoa; Echinodermata; Asteroidea; Forcipulatida; Asteriidae
Product: cell division cycle-associated protein 3-like
Exons: 4
Coding region: 127-1074 (315 amino acids)
Source: RefSeq, a predicted model, not a curated record
GAUGAGUCAACCGUUGGAAUUUAAUCGUCGUGCUUGUGAUGUGGUUGUUGUGACUGAGUGUGCUCGACUAAAAACUAGUGUAAGUUGAACGAUCGUCUUCCAAGAUUACUAGAGCUUCCAAAGACAAUGGGAGGAGCCGAAAGUAAACCAGAUACAACCAGCCUUCACAAAGAUGACCCGUCCGCUCCGACCAGCGAAGACACCGGGGCAGGAGGAGACGGUAACCACACCCCCCUCACUAACCGACGUCUGGUGAAACUCAGAGACCCCCGCUCUCCCACGGACGACGUGUCCAGGACACCGAUCAUAGUCCCAAAGCCGGGCCCCAGCACCGAUGAUAGCUUUGAGGACCCGCGGUCGCCCACGAUUAAGAUUGCCAGAACGCCUAUUCCAGACACGGAUCCCAGGUCACCCACUGAAGGGGUGACACGUACCCCAUGUCCAUUCACAUACCCAGACCCACGGUCACCGACUAUUAAUGUCGCAAGGACUCCCAUGCUCCAACAGGACAAUAAAAGUGCAGGUAAAUUUGAAAUGCCUCCAGCUGUCCAACCAGAAACAAUAGCCGAAACACAUGAAGAGGAACAAAACCUAUCCAGCAACAACAGCAACAGUGACGACACAGCCAGGUUAAUCGACCAAUCACAACCUCAACCGGACCCGCUCCUGUCCCGAGAACAUUCCAACGAGAAAGGACUCGUCCAAAUCGACACCCCGGAAUAUGAACAGCAACUUUCCAAGAUGGUUGAGGAGCAACGAUUGACGGAGGAAACAGUGGAAGACGACUCGCAGAAGACGAGUCUUAUUGCAUCGAGUAACGGUCACUCCAGAAAAUCCAAAAAGACCGGCCUUAAACUCUCCUUGACUGCAAAGAUUCACGGGUCACAGACGGCCCCUCCACGCUCUCCCCUCUCAACACGCAACCUUGAAAAGGACGUUCAUUCCGUCAGUCUUCAUUCUGGGCAGGGUCUUAUUAUCUACGACAAGGUGGGGUCCAGACGGCGCCAGGCUAGUGGCACGCCCACUCGUCUUGUUGGGAAGUACGAACCCAUGCUGGACAAGGAAAACUUUUGAAGUUUUAGAGACUGACACCCUUUUCUAGGUCCAAUUUUAUAGCACUGCUUACUGGUAAAGCAAAUUUGUGUGCUUACUGUAGCAGGAAAAAAUUGCUAAGCAUAUUUCACAGGUUAGCAAGAAAAUUAGACAGCCAUCUUGCACGUUUCACCUUGGAUUUCAUUGUGACAUCAUUUACGUUUUUGCAGUUAGCACGGAGAGGUUGGCAUGCCUUUUUGUGUGCUUACGGUAAGCAGCACUAUGAAAAGGAAAUAGCACAGUGAGAUCAAAAACGACGCUUAAGCAGCUCUAUGAAAUUGGGCCCAGGCAUUUUUGUCUGCAAUGACUCUCACCCAUCUUGCAAGAAGUUGUCUGUGUUUUGCAAUCUCAGUAAUCAUGUUCCAUGUGUAUAAGUGCCUCAUUUUGAAUUGGUGGUGUCAUUAUUUAGCGUUUGUAAAGUCAAGUUCAAGUUUGUAGUUCCCACAUAUUUAUUUUGACUGUUAAGUGUUUCAUAAAAUGUUGAUUUGACUCGCUAAAAAGUUGAUAUCUUCUGUUUUUUCUUUAUGACCUUUUCAACGAAAGUGAGCAUUUUUUUAUUUCCCACUUUAAAUGGACAUUCACCAUGCUGCUACCAUCUUGGACAUGUUCACUGUAUCCAGUAACAGUAAUGGAUGCUUAUGCUCAUUGUACAAAAAGGAACCAGGCUUUUUCUCCUGCCAGCCUUGGUUUAGUUACAUUCUGACCAAAAACCCACCCACCACCAUUUUGUAAAUAGCUAUUGUAUAUAAAAACUAACUCUGACCAUGUAUGAACCGUUCCUAUUAAAACAAUUACACCUUCUUUUUUUACUUUUGGGGCUUACACUUUGUGGUGUGAAUAAAGGUACUCCAAAUUUGAAGUGAUUUGACAAUUGUAAGUUAAUUUAUCUAUUAACCCCUCAUGAAGUGGUUUUCUUGUCAAUUUGUAAAUGACAUUCCUUUAAAAUCAUAUUGUAAGGAAUUUUUUUUAUAUACAUACUAAAGAGUUUCAAUGUUAAUAUCCUGGUACAAGUUAAGAGUCCGUUCAAACUCAAUCGUAAAAGAUUUAUCCAACGAAUAAAGUCAGCGUAAGCAAGCAAAAAGUAACAGCCUCUUAAGAAGGGGGUUGGAGCUUAAAAAGUACAGUGUAUUUCUUCUUGCUUUUGAGGAAUUAUUAUGUGGAUGAAUGUUUUCCAUUGAACUGACGCCACAUUCCUUGUGAGACAUGCAAAGGACAUACAUGUAAUAACAUUUUAACCAGAUGGGGGUGGAAAGCCUCUACCCCCUCCCCACCCUUUAUCCCACUCAAAGAAUGCAGAAACAAAUGUUUGCAUACACUAUAUCAUUGUAUAUUAUAGCCCCCCCCCCCCCUAAAAGAGGUAUAGCAGCUAAUAGCAAGGCCACAUGGCAAAAAGUGUGCAGUUAAUUUGUUUCUAUUUUCAAGGCCUCUUCCUACAGACAGUUAUCAUGCUGCCUCCAUCUUGGUCAUAGUCCUCGUAUCGAAUAACAAUAAUGAAUGCUAAUAAUCAUUUUGCAAAUGGGAACCAGACUAUUGUGUUCUUCCAGCCUCGAUUUUGACCUCGGAGCCCCUUGUUAAAGGAUCUAUUGCCAAAUUAGCGUGUCACAAAACCGAGUCUGACCUUGAAGCCCUUCUUGAAACUAUAUAUUUUGUUUUUCCAUUAAGAGUUUCUGCCUGUAACCAUUUACUGCCAUUGAAAUAUUACUUACUUUUAUGUUCAAAUUGAUGGGUAAUUAUUUAAAACCAAAAAUCAUACACUGCAUUUUCGUCUAUUUGCAAUGGGAAACAUCAGGAAGUAAACAUUGUACUGAAGUAAGCUGAAGCAAGAGGUUUUUUUAUGCAAAUAAAUUUCUAAUAUUCAAAAUGUACAUGGUGUUAAGUCAAAUGUUAUUACUGGUACUUGUUUAUCCUUUGUGAAAGACUCUGCUAGGAUUGAAACGUCAGGCCAUUAACUUUAGUUUACAUGUAUAUAUCCAUUACACAGGCUGUAUUUCACCUUCAGCAACCCACGAGAGGAAUCUACAUCACAGGAAAAUGCCAUGAAAUAAUUUCCGAGUUUGGCCACAAAAAUUUGAAAAGUAUAUGCAUCCUUUUCAGUGAGUGGGUGUGUUUACAUUGAAUUACUUGGGUCAUUAAACUUAAUGGAUAAGCAGUUAAUUUGCCUGUGCAUUCAGCACCCCUACUGGUUUAUGCAGUCCACUUUUUGGAAAAGGAAUUACAUGGAGAUAACAGGUGUGAGUUGCAAGACUUAGCCCUUGAGGAGCCCUUACCUAGAGUAGCCACGAUAGACUUUCUGAUCCUGUGUUGGGCCAUUUUAAAUCUAAUAUAAUGUUAAUAACAACAAAGCGACAUACUACUUUUGACAUGUUUUCUACUUUAUUCAUGGAAAAGUACUACAGGUCAUAGGUCAUUCACUGGGUCAUAGGUCACUGAAGAUACUAAUGAAUAUACAUGGAUCUCACUUGAUGUCUCUAAGUGUACAGUCAGCCAUCUUUAAAAUCUUGCACUAAACAGUUGGAGGAGUUCUGACGCCACUUUUUUCAACUUACAGUCGACUUUCAAAACCAUUUUCAAACUAACUAAAGCUCUAAAUCCAUAUGGUAUUAGUUAAAAAGCUGUAGUUUUGUCCAUGUCCAUUGUCCAUACCCAAGCUUACAAUGAUUGGAAAGGUGAAGAGUUGGUCUUUCCAAUGAUGAAAAUAACAUACAAUUUUGAUUAUACAAUCCCUUUAAAUCAAAGUGGAAAUAUCUGAAUGUCCAAAACUUAAUGCUGAAAAACAGUUGAACCAUGUGUUUUUGCACUGUCACAUGAGUUUGAUAUGACCGAUAGUGCAUAAACGUGAAUA